UUGAACGCAGACGCAACCGCAAACGCGUGUUGAAAAAAGAGGCCUUUAUUCGGCGUUAACCAUAUGCUUACAAAGCGGAAUGAGGAUGCAGAGCCAUUGGGUAUCCAUAGAUUUACUGGGUUUCUAACAUUUUUUUUAACCAGGUGGUUCAUCCGAAUUAUUCCGGAGUAGGUUUUACUUCAUCGGCCAUGGGCUUUGGAUGGCCGGUCCUUAUCAAUUUCACAUUUAAGCAAUCAAUCCCUUUUCUUUCCUUGCCAUCUAUCUGUGUGAGUAGGUAGGCUUAUUUGUUCCGUUGAGGUGGGGUCGGUUGGGUUCGGGUUGCUGCUUGCUUAAUUCAACACCACUGCAGCGGAAAUGUUCUCAAUUCACUGGGUACUUUAUUAGACAGAGGAGAACAUAAAUAGAAUAGCUGUACAGUUUGCAGGGGAAACAGUAGAAUAGAAUAAUAGCAUGGGGGCUACUCAUCAGAAGCAGAAUGGGAGCUGGAGAAGAGGGUAUCGGUGUUCUGCAGUGUUGAUGUUGAUUAUGCAGUUUUUGUUAUCAUGGCCGUUGGAAGCGUUCAGACCUCUCACAGACACUUCAUGGGGAGACCAGCAUCUUUUUAGUGACAGAAUUGAAAAUGCUUUGGGGCCAUUUUCAAUGUGGAAUAUAUCUGGUACCUACAGAGGAACUUGGGGAUUCCAAGAGGCAAAAAAUGGUUCAUCCAGAUUGCCAAACUUCAGGAAAUCUAGUGGCCAGUCUGUUUUUGAGUUGGUUAGUUCUCCUACAAAAAUAUAUGGUGUACAUUAUGUCCAAGGAGCCAUUGUUUUCAAGGACGGCUCAUAUAUAGAUGAACAUGAUUCUCAGAUAAUACAAAUGCGCAUGGAAGGAGUAUACAUAUGGCCAUUUAGACAACUUCGGAUGGUGGCCAAUAGUGGAACAGAUGGGGAUAACAACCAAGAAGAACUUAUUCUAUCUAGCCCAUAUCAUAUGCUUGGAAUAUUUUCCUCACAAGUCUUGCAAGAGUCUCCAAGGGACCAGUUUAGAAGGAAGGGAAACAAUGAUGUUAUUGCUGACAUGGAGAGGCAUUGUAACUUACAGAUUGCAGCACAUAUUUCACAGAUUUCUACCAAUCAAAAGAAUGAAGAACACGAGCACUAUCAUAUGGAAGGAGUUGUUGAAAGCCCAAUGAUUGAUGAUGAUGGGGAAUGCUUUUCACCUAUUAUUUUGAAUGCCACCUCGAUAAACGUUGAAGUUUACUAUAAUAAAGCUGUCAAUUAUACACUUAUGGUUACUUUUGUUUCAUUUUUACAAGUUCUCUUACUGAUCCGUCAAAUGGAGCAUAGCAACACACAGUCGGGGGCAGCCAAGGUCUCCUUGCUCAUGAUAGGACAACAAGCGAUCAUGGAUGCAUACCUUUGCCUUUUACAUUUGACAGCUGGGAUUUUAGUUGAAUCUCUAUUUAAUGCAUUUGCAACAGCAGCUUUUUUCAAGUUUGUGGUAUUUUCUAUUUUUGAGAUGAGAUAUCUUCUUGCAAUUUGGAAAGCACGAAGACCAAUGAAUACUGGUGAAGUUUGGGAGACAAUGAGGCGUGAACUAUCUGUUCUUUACAGUCAUUUCUAUGGUGUUCUUUUAGGAGGUAUCAUUAUCAUGUAUGAAUUUCACACAUUCUUGCGCUCCAUUCUGCUUGUUUUGUACUCAUUUUGGCUUCCUCAAAUAAUUACAAAUAUUAUUCGUGAUACGAGAAAGCCACUACAUCCUCAUUAUAUUGUGGGGAUGACACUCACUCGAUUGGCAGUUCCACUUUAUGCCUUUGGGUGCCCAAGGAAUUUCAUGCGAGUUGACAUUGAUAUAAAGUGGUGUAUCUGUUUGACAAUAUUCUUAGGCUUUCAAGCCUUAAUUCUCCUCCUUCAGCAUUACUUGGGAGCUCGUUGGUUCAUUCCUCGCCAGAUCCUACCAGAGAAGUACAGCUACUUCCGGAGAGCUGACCGGGACAGUAAUCAUGUCGUUGAUUGUGUGAUAUGUAUGGCUGCUGUUGAUACUGUGCAGCGGGCAAGUGAAUGCAUGAUAACUCCUUGUGACCAUUUCUUCCAUGCUGGAUGCUUGCAAAGAUGGAUGGAUAUAAAAAUGGAAUGCCCUACAUGUCGUCGGCCAUUGCCUCCGGUGUAAAAUUCCCUCCAUGCAUUUUUUUUGUGUUUACAAGUUACAACUAACGUAUAGUUGGACAACUGCAGACCAAAUAACCAAAUUUGUUUAAAUGGUAUGAAUACCAGGAGGAACUAUCUUGUAUUUUUGUACAACCUUGACAUGAAAUAGUUCACAAAUUUUCUGGUUGCAACUUCUCCCACACUAAGAAGCAGAAGUGGGGUUCAUUGUAACAAUUUCUGUCUUUUUGUCAGCAAAGAGUUAAUGUAAAAUUUAAACAUUUGAAAAAUUUCAUGUGCAUGUUUACAUGUCAUUGAAUAAGGAACAGUUUUCUUUCGAUUUUGUAUCACUUGCAAAUAUGAAGAAGAAAAAUGGGCAUCAGAUAAGAUGCCUUUCUUGUUAUCAUUAAUAUUGUAAUAAGUUCAUAAUAUCCGUGUGAUAUACUAAAUCAAAUGUAAAUGGUUAUGUUGUAAGAAUGUUAUUGCAUUGCUGAAUAUAUUGGAAGGAUAAUGCCUGGAAGUGUCAAAAUUCA
Molecule: messenger RNA, 2656 nt
Organism: Cryptomeria japonica (Japanese cedar)
Lineage: Eukaryota; Viridiplantae; Streptophyta; Pinopsida; Cupressales; Cupressaceae
Product: transmembrane E3 ubiquitin-protein ligase FLY2
Exons: 15
Coding region: 451-2148 (565 amino acids)
Molecular function (GO): zinc ion binding
Source: RefSeq, a predicted model, not a curated record